AGCCCCGCCUCCACUGAACACAAAUCAUCAGAAAUCAUAUAAAUAUAUAUAGAAACAUAUAUUCAUAUCUCGCGUUCAGUCGUAGAUCUGCUGAUAGAGAAGAGGAGGAGGAGGAUGAUGAGUGAACGCGUCGCCUUCAUCACGCGCGUCUGCAGCUUCAGCGCCUGCCACAGACUACACAGUAAAUGUUUGAGUGAUGAUGAGAAUAAGAGAACGUUUGGGAAAUGCAACAAUCCUAAUGGUCAUGGCCAUAACUAUACAGUUGAAGUGACGGUUCGUGGAAAGAUUGACAAGGACACAGGAAUGGUGAUGAACCUCACUGAUCUGAAGGAGUUUAUUGAGGAGGCCGUCAUGAAGCCUCUUGACCAUAAAAAUCUGGACCUGGAUGUGCCGUAUUUCACAGAUGUUGUCAGCACCACAGAGAACCUGUCAGUGUUCAUCUGGGACGGCCUGCAGAAGCUGCUGCCUCACGACAGCCUGUACGAGAUCAAAGUCUACGAGACGGCCAAAAACAUCGUGGUCUACAGAGGAGAAUAGACUCAAGUGUGUGUGUGUGUAUGUUUGCAGAAAGUGUAUUAAAGCGAGAGCGGCACCUGCUGCGCCCACAUCUGAACAACAACAACAGCAGAUUAAUGCAGGACAAGAAGCUCACACUGAUCCUAUUACACACACACACACACACACGCACACACA
Molecule: messenger RNA, 693 nt
Organism: Danio aesculapii
Lineage: Eukaryota; Metazoa; Chordata; Actinopteri; Cypriniformes; Danionidae
Gene: pts
Product: 6-pyruvoyltetrahydropterin synthase
Exons: 6
Coding region: 115-537 (140 amino acids)
Biological process (GO): tetrahydrobiopterin biosynthetic process
Cellular component (GO): mitochondrion
Molecular function (GO): 6-pyruvoyltetrahydropterin synthase activity
Source: RefSeq, a predicted model, not a curated record